GGAUCUGGCAGCCACUCAGCCCUUCGAGCUGUAGGGGAGGCGCUGCGCCCCCGGCCCCAGCCGAUCGGGGGCUCCUGGCGCUAGCCUCCCUCCAGAGCGCCGCAGGAGUCCCUCCUGCCGUCUGACUUGAGUCCCUGCUGCUGCAGUGCACGCCCCUUCGGCAGCCAGGGUGGGGCCCAGACCCAACCUGGCCCCUCCUGCCCCCACCCCGCCUUUGGGUCGCUGGUGAGUAGGGAGCUUUGAGGUAGGGGUGGGGGCGUCAGAGGCUGAAGAAAGAGGCACCUGGAGGAGAACACAGGCUUCUCCAGACUGGACCCUAACAGCAGAGAGAGGAGCGUGGUGGGUGGGCCACCACCACCAUUUCAGAGACCCCCAGGCUGUGGUGAGGGUCUGAGAGCUGGUACCACGGAGCCUGGGCAACCUCCUCCGCCCACCCAUGCCCACCCCGCAUGAGGCUGAGAAGCAGAUCACAGGGCCAGAGGAGGCGGACCGGCCCCCUUCAAUGUCCAGUCAUGAUACAGCCUCUCCAGCGGCCCCCAGCCGCAACCCCUGCUGCCUGUGCUGGUGCUGCUGCUGUAGCUGCUCCUGGAACCAAGAGCGGCGGCGCGCGUGGCAGGCCUCCCGGGAGAGCAAGCUGCAGCCCCUCCCCAGCUGUGAAGUAUGUGCCACGCCAAGUCCUGAGGAGGUGCAGAGCUGGGCGCAGUCUUUUGACAAGCUGAUGCACAGCCCAGCGGGACGCAGCGUGUUCCGGGCGUUCCUGCGGACAGAGUACAGCGAGGAGAACAUGCUCUUCUGGUUGGCCUGCGAGGAGCUGAAGGCCGAGGCCAACCAGCAUGUGGUAGACGAGAAGGCGAGGCUCAUCUACGAGGACUACGUAUCCAUCCUGUCCCCCAAGGAGGUGAGCCUGGACUCCCGUGUGCGGGAGGGCAUCAACAAGAAGAUGCAGGAGCCGUCCGCACACACGUUCGACGACGCGCAGCUGCAGAUCUACACGCUCAUGCACCGGGACUCCUACCCCCGCUUCCUCAGCUCUCCCACCUACCGUGCCCUGCUGCUGCAGGGGCCAUCACAGUCCUCCUCCGAGGCCUAGGCCGCCCCCAGCAGCACAGACCCCGCCGCCUCCUACGGCCGACUCUGGGUUCCCUUCAGGUGUUGUUGUCGGCAGGGCUGUCAGGGCACAUGCCUGGCCGGCUGGGGUCCCCACCCGCGGAGACGGUCCUAGACCCAGUGGGGAGUGCUGUGUCUCCUGGGUCUGCCCACCCGUGGCCAAGCAGGAACUCCAGGUGCAGGGCGGGCCUCCAGGUGCAGGGCGGGCCAGAAGCCCCCUCAUCGGCCCGCAGCUGGCUGGCCCAGUGCUCCUGGCUGGGGGCUCUUGCGUGGUGAGAGUAGGGGUCCCCCCAGGAGCCAUGCUGGACCCAUGAGCCUCGCUGGGGCCUCCUCCCCAGGCAGCCAAUGGGCCCCAGACAAGCCUUUGGUGGGGAACAGAACCUCCGCAUCGUGUAGUUUUGUGACAUAAGGAGACCUCCUACUUGAGCUGUCUGUACCCCAGAAUCAAACACAGAACCUCAGAACCAGAUUUAGGACCUCAGAAUCCUGCACUCAAGGUGGCAGGACCCAAUUUCUGUUUUAUAUGUUCAUGAACUUUAAACCUGGAAACAUGUCCUUACUAGGUGUUUUAUCAAAAAAAAGUUUUCAUAUUUAUCUCUAUCCCUAACCCCCCAAAAAUAGGAUGUCUUAUUAUUGAAGAUAUUUUUAAAGCAAA
Homo sapiens (human) is the source of this 1762-nucleotide messenger RNA. RefSeq names its product regulator of G protein signaling 19 (gene RGS19). NCBI's taxonomy places the organism in Eukaryota, Metazoa, Chordata, Mammalia, Primates, Hominidae. Gene Ontology annotation, molecular function: GTPase activity. Gene Ontology annotation, cellular component: membrane. The transcript has 6 exons. Bases 437 to 1090 code for a protein of 217 amino acids. The record is from RefSeq and is a predicted model, not a curated record.